AUGCCACCAAGGAGACAACGCAAUAUAGGACGCCGUACGCGUCUUACGAGAAGUUUGUACAAUCAUAGAGUCAGGCAGACUGAAGAAGAGCGUACCCAACGUUUGGACGCAAAUCGUGUUACACUAUCACAGUGCAAAAUUAACCUUUUAUACGAUUCCAGUGAUGAAAGCGAUACUGAAAUCACAAUAAGAAGAAGAAGACUCUUUAGACCACGUCUGGAAUAUGAAUUCCUGGAAUCCACGUUGGAGUACAAUGAGCGUUUCAGGCUAAAACGGGACAAAUUUAUUUUAUUAUUAAAUUUAUUGUCUCCAAUACUGGAGAACGAGACAAAUAGAAGCCAUUCUCUGACGGUACAACAGCAGCUACUGAUAACGUUACGCUGGCUAGGAACAGGAACCACAUACCACGCAGUAGGUGACUUGCAUGGUGUAAGCAAAGCCACUGUGUGCAGGCUGGCCAGAAAACAUGGAUCAAGUGGUAUCCAAAUUCUACGCCAUGAGAGGCAUGCCGUUAGUUUGCGGCUGUUUGACGGCACUUUAAUAAAAUUAGAUGCACCCAAAGAGCAUGAAGAAGCUUAUUUUGAUCGGCAUGGUAAUCACUCCAUUUCCUGUAUGGUAGUUUGUGGACCCGAUCUCCAAUUCUAUUACUCCUAUGCAAAUUGGCCUGGUAGUACUCACGACUCUCGCGUCUUGCGUAAUAGUUGUUUGUUCCGCAGAAUGGAAAACGGCUGGCGUCCAAUUCAGAACGGAAUCAUUUUAGGUGAUUCAGCAUAUCCGCUAAAAGAUUGGCUAAUUCCUCCGUUAUCAAAUAACAGAAGAUUCCUCAAUACACACAAAUCAACAAGAAGGGUUGUGGAAAAUGCAAUUGGCAUUUUAAAGGAAAAAUUUCCAGUUUUAAAUUAUUUGCGGAUGAGCCCCGAAAUGGCCAGCGAUGUUUUUAAUUGUGCGGUCACUCUUUGUAAUUUUUCACGCACUGAGGAAGAUGAAAACUUCAGAAUUACAUAUCCUAGCGACUCCGAUAAUGACGAAGAAGUGAAUCAAACCAUAGCAGACAGUAGAGGCCAAGCCAGGCUGCAAACUCUUUUAAAUUAUUUUAAUUAG
Calliphora vicina (urban bluebottle blowfly) is the source of this 1101-nucleotide messenger RNA. RefSeq names its product putative nuclease HARBI1. The record is from RefSeq and is a predicted model, not a curated record. The transcript is spliced from 3 exons. Lineage: Eukaryota; Metazoa; Arthropoda; Insecta; Diptera; Calliphoridae. Bases 1 to 1101 code for a protein of 366 amino acids.